Molecule: messenger RNA, 289 nt
Organism: Staurois parvus
Lineage: Eukaryota; Metazoa; Chordata; Amphibia; Anura; Ranidae
Source: the annotation of a GenBank genome assembly
AUGUAUGUGAAAUGGUUUGAUACAGUAAUGUUUUACUACGUGAUUUUAGUGUAUUUACUGAAUGUCACUUUUUCACAUUUUUACAUUUCCCGCCGUUCCGUCCCCCAUACGUCCUGACGUCGCAAGGAACGGAACCCAGAAGACAGAUGCCGGCAUUGGCCGGAGGACAUUGCCGGGGGCAAAGGACAAGGUAAGUGAAGAAGAGGUCCCGGAGCAGCGCUGCAAGGUAUUCCUGAGUGUAGCUCGGGGUUACCGCUUGUGCUACACUCGGGAAUACCGCCAGGGGGUU